AUGGGCGACUCCUAUCGCCCAGGCGGGAGACCGCCGCCGCGGCACCACAAGCCCUAUAACGACUAUUAUGGACGGGACGACUAUGAUUCGCCCUCUCCGCCACCGCGGCGUAGUCCACCACGCACACGCAGCGGCUUGAUGGACAGCCACCGAUACCCCCCACCUCCGCAAUUCCCACCGCCCCGCCGCGACCCUCCACCACCAGGUCACGACGUCCGCAACAACGGCUACCAGUUCCGCGGCGCUGCUGCCGACAGCUACCGCUCGCAAGACCAGCAGCAGUUCAGCUUCAGAGUCGACCACGGCACUUCGGCUCCGCGCUUUUCCGACCAGCAGCCGCCGCCGCGGUCGAGGCCACCGCGCCGUAACAAUGAUCGCCAGGGCGGACGUCCACCAUACAAUCGUGACAACAAGCAAGGUGGCCCACGCAAGUUCGUUCCCAAGCCUGCACAUUCCCGUGCCAUCUUGAAGCAUACCGACCGCGAGCCCACGCCAGAACAGCUGGCUGGGAUGGAGGUUGAUGAUCACCCGCGCUUUGCUGGGGUGGUAUCCAGCGAUGAAGACGAUGCAGCCUCGACUGGUGAACGCCCUGGAGACGACAACGAAGGCCCACGGAAACGCACCAGGAUCGCAACCGAAGAACCCACCAACCGUCCACAGUGGUCCAACCCCGACCCGUACAGUGUUCUACCGCCGACUGACUUGGGCAUCGGACCUAAGAAGGACAUCGUGCAGACGAUUCGCAAGGCGAAGAUGGACGUUGCUGCCAACCAGUCGAAGUCACAUAAUGCUGUCAAAGAGAACGCUGAUUACAUUUCCUUUGACUUUGGCGAUGACGGCAAGAGUGACGACGCCGAAUCAGGCGAAAUUGAUGAGGAUGCGAGCGUUGGAAGAGCACCUUCCCCGCCAGCUCUGCCUCCAGCGCCUCUGCCAUACCAACCUACAGAGGAAGACGCCAUGCGAGCACUGACGGGCGAAGCGGAGCGUUACGGCAGCAUCGGUGGUGGUGCUGGCUCGAAGCGAAAGCGUGGAUUCGAGACCGUGAGUAGGGGUCUCGUCACAGAGUGGGCUGGCAAUAAUCAACAUCCCAUCUCGACGCCCUGGUAUCGACACCAUCCGCGACUUGCAUCUAGCGACGGCUUGCAGUAGGUUCAAGUGAUCCUCAGUGAUUGGAUCACGCGCUAAUCAAUGACGCAGUAAGCUGGAGAAGGAGAUCUUAGAUUUCUACGACUACGUGACGCCUUUCGAGCACGAAAGCGACCUUCGGUGUGAGCUCGUCGACCGCAUCCAAAUGACCUUGAAGAAGUUUCCUCAAAAUUACACAAAAGAUGUCGACGUGCUGUCCUUUGGCUCGUUCGCGGCCGGACUAUACCUCCCAACGGCUGAUAUGGAUCUGGUCGCUGUCUCGGCGCCUUUUCAGAAUACCGGCCGCAAGACCUUCUGUCAGAACAAAAACCAUGUGCACAGCCUGAGGCACUAUCUUGUCAAGAGCGGACUCUGCAAGGGUGGCGAGGCGGUCGCUAUCGUCAAAGCGAGAGUGCCCAUCAUCAAGUUUGCCGACAAGUUGACCGGUAUCAAGGUGGAUAUCUCUUUCGAGAAUGAUUCGGGUCUUCAAGCAAACAGCACCUUUCAGCUGUGGAAGCGCCAAUACCCCGAGAUGCCGGUGCUCGUCAUGCUUCUCAAGCAAUUUCUUAUGAUGCGCGGUCUCAGCGAAGUCUUCAAUGGUGGCAUUGGAGGCUUUACCACCAUCUGCUUGGUAGUAAGCAUGCUGCGAGACUUAGGCCCGCGGGCCGGAAGCAUGAAUCUCGCCGAGCUCUUCCUCAACUUCCUGGAGUUCUAUGGCCUCCGAUUCGACGUUACGAGAAUGGCCAUCAGCAUGGCCCAUCCUGCUGGCAUCUAUGACAAGCUGCUCGAGCCCGACAAAUUCCCCGCCAAGAUAACACACAACCGUCUGACGAUCAUCGACCCAAAUAACAUCUACAACGACCUAUCUGGCGGCUCGAGGGAGAUUGACACCAUCUUGCGUUGCUUCGGCGAUGCGUACACACUGCUCCGAAAGCGACUGGAACAGAUCCGUCAGGACCCAAAUGACAACAGCAGCAUUUUGGGAUGUAUCCUGGCGGGCAAUUACGCUUCUUUUGACAAGGCUCGUGCGGAUCUCCUUCGGGUGAACCGCGGUCGGUCUUCGAAUCGUAUGCCUCAGAUCCUACCAUCGACACUCGCAACUCCAGAUGCUGCCAACGCCCACGACGCUGCUGCCUAUUCAGCACCUACUAAUUACCGAUCGAUGCCACCCCCAGCGCAGUACCCGGCUCCACAUCCGUACGAGCAGCGGGCCUACCCGCCUCCGACUUCUCGCGGCCAGCAUUACAGCCCAAUGCACUAUGCUAACUCUUCCACUAACCAAACGCUCAAUACUUACCCGAUGCCAACCCAGUCGACGGUGCAGCCACGGACACCGCACCCACUUCCGCCAGUGCCGCCAGCUCCAGCGCAGCAAAUCGCAUCCUCAGCAUCGGCACCAUCAGGACAAAUGUACGGUUACUACCCAUACUACCCAUGGGCUUGGCAGAUGGUCGGGGUGACCCCGGAGGACGUCCCGCCACCUCCGCCGUCACCCCCUCCACCGCCACCGCCACCGCCCCCACCCGAACAUGACUGGUCGGAACGCAUGAAGCCGAAAUAUCCGUACAUGCGUUCUGCUUAG
Messenger RNA from Lecanosticta acicola, 2707 nucleotides. NCBI's taxonomy places the organism in Eukaryota, Fungi, Ascomycota, Dothideomycetes, Mycosphaerellales, Mycosphaerellaceae. The record is from the annotation of a GenBank genome assembly.